This is a messenger RNA of Mugil cephalus (flathead mullet), 5265 nucleotides long. RefSeq names its product ATP-binding cassette, sub-family B (MDR/TAP), member 10 (gene abcb10). Gene Ontology annotation, cellular component: membrane. Gene Ontology annotation, biological process: transmembrane transport. The record is from RefSeq and is a predicted model, not a curated record. Gene Ontology annotation, molecular function: ATP binding; ATP hydrolysis activity; ABC-type oligopeptide transporter activity. The transcript has 14 exons. The coding region runs from base 548 to 2710 and encodes 720 amino acids. Lineage: Eukaryota; Metazoa; Chordata; Actinopteri; Mugiliformes; Mugilidae.
CAUCAGCCAUUGAAUUCCUUGUCGGGAAGGAACGAGCUAUCGUGUGAAGUACACGGGAACGAAACCAGGGUCACCUUUCACGUUUCAAUCACUUCAGCGCCUUUUCUUUUAAUUUUGUUUUACUUCUCAGUGCGGGUUGGGUGUGGGUAGGUGUUGGGCAGCUUGCGUUUUCACUUCAUCCUCCUGCCAAACAAAUAUUUAGCGGCAGAUGACAGUGACAGGCAGAGGCAGGGUGUCGGUGGCACUUCAACGAUAAGAGAUAAACGGGGCUAAAGACGGCUGUCAGGCGCAGAUAAAACGCACAUUAACGGUAAAAACUCGACAAUGUAGCGACAACAAGCUGCACAGCUGGACGGCUAUGGUUACGGUGUGUUGACCCACCAUCUGGGACGCUAAAAUGUCUUUACUAGUGGACUAGUUCAACAAGAAACACGACAACGCUGCCAGCUACUGAAUCGGACGGACCGACAAGGAAAUACUGGGAUUUUAAAAGAAACUUUUUUUGUUUUUGUUUUAUUUAUUAAGUCAGUAGCUAACUGCACGCAGGAUGCGGCUUUUAAACCCAGUGUUGAACUGCACACACAGAGUCCAUCUAACCAAACUGAGGCUGACCCAGCCCAGGGUGUCGUGGCUGGAGUACCGGGCGACUCUCUCGGCGUCCCUCCGGAGGAAGAGACAGUCGACCGGGGUACCGUCCUCCGUCCAUGCGACACCGGCCUUCCCUCUCUGCUCACCCCGGCCCUUCGCGACCGUCCUGCCCUGCAGACCUCUCACUGGUCUGUCGGUACUCUCCUCACACACUCCGACGGGCCGGACGAUCACCCACACACCUGUUGCCUUUGCCAGCUCUUCAGCAGCCUCCACUACCACACCAGCCAAGACCCAGCUGGACUCAGAGAGAGAGCAGACCCCGACCACCGUCCCUCUGCAGGAUGUUAAAAGGAUCAUGACACUCGCUCACCCGGAGAGAUGGAGACUGGCAGCGGCUGUGGGCUUCCUCACUGUGUCCAGUGCAGUAACCAUGUCAGCUCCCUUCCUCCUGGGCAAAGUGAUUGACACCAUCUACACCACGGGCACGGACACAGAGACCAUGACGGCCUCCCUCACGUCCUUGUGCAUCAUGCUGACGGGAGUGUUUCUGUGCGGAGGAGCAGCCAAUGCUGCCAGAGUCUACCUCAUGCAAAUCUCAGGUCAGCAGAUUGUUCGUAAUCUCCGGGCCUCGAUCUUUUCCUCCAUCCUCAGACAGGAAGUGGCAUUUUUUGACAAGAACAGAACUGGCGAGCUCAUCAACCGGCUCUCCGCUGAUUCUGCCGUGGUGGGCCGCUCCAUCACAGACAACCUGGCGGACGGGCUGAGGGCCGUGGCCCAGGCAGCUGCUGGUGUCAGCAUGAUGUUUUACGUCUCCCCAAGCCUAGCGAGCUUUGUGUUGCUGAUUGUUCCUCCUAUGGCUGCCCUUGCCGUCGUCUACGGCAGAUACCUUCGCUCCAUCUCCAAACGCACACAGGACGCACUCGCACAAGCCACACAGUUGGCAGAGGAGCGAAUCAGCAACAUGAGGACGGUUCGGGCUUUUGGUAAAGAGCUGUCGGAAGUCAGCGCGUAUGAAGAGAAGACGGAUCAGGUCCUCAACCUGGCCAAGAAGGAGGCUGUGAUCCGAGCUGGCUUCUUUGGAAUCACCGGCCUCAGUGGUAACAUCAUGAUCCUGUCGGUGCUCUACAAAGGAGGCCUCCUGAUGGCCAGCCAGCACAUGACAGUGGGGGAGCUCUCAUCGUUCCUCAUGUACACCUUCUGGGUGGGCAUCAGCAUUGCAGGUCUCAGUUCAUUCUACUCUGAGCUGAUGAAGGGGUUUGGAGCAGGAUCUAGGCUGUGGGAGCUGCUGGACAGGAAGCCUGAACUCCCUCUGAAUGAAGGCCAAAUCAUUCCUCCAGCCCAUCUCAAAGGCCAGCUACAGUUCUCUGACGUCUCCUUUGCCUACCCGACACGCAAGGAGUCUCCCAUUUUCCAGAAACUCAAUCUCCUGGUUCCGGCCGGUACCAUCAUGGCUGUGGUGGGGUCCAGUGGGUCGGGGAAAUCCACUCUGGUCUCACUGCUGCUCAGGCUGUACGACCCCGACGCUGGUAUCAUCACUAUCGAUGGUCAUGACAUCAGGGACCUCAAUCCCUACUGGCUCAGGAGUCACAUUGGAACCGUCAGCCAGGAGCCAGUGCUGUUUUCUUGUUCUAUCAGAGACAACAUCGCCUACGGUGUAGUGGACCAAGAUGCUGUGACCACAGAGGACAUCUACAGGGCAGCCAAAGUGGCCAACGCCUAUGAUUUCAUCCAGGCGUUUCCCAUGGGCUUUGACACUGUGGUGGGGGAGAAGGGAGUGCUGCUGUCAGGGGGUCAGAAGCAGAGGAUAGCCAUAGCCAGAGCUCUGCUCAAGAAUCCUAAGAUCUUGCUUUUAGACGAGGCGACCAGUGCACUGGACUCAGAGAACGAGUUCCUCGUCCAGGAGGCUUUGGAGCGUCUGAUGGAAGGGAGGACAGUUGUGGUCAUCGCUCACCGCCUGUCCACCAUCAAGAACGCAGACGCCGUGGCCGUGCUGAACCAGCAGCGUGUAGCCGAGUGCGGCCAGCCCACGGAGCUGCUUGCAAACAGGCAAGGACUGUUCAGGAAACUGAUGGAGAAACAGGCCUUUCUGCAGGAAGAACAGCAGCGAGCGCUCAACUGACGGGACGGGGAGCACAGAUACGUGGAUGAGGAAGAGGGAGAAAUCACAAGAUGAGGUUGGUUUAUGAAAAAAAACGCUCCCGAUAAAAGCUGAAGGAAAGCAGAACUUUGAACUCCAGAGAAUGAGGAAGUAAACACGGAGCAAUUCUCUUUAAUUCUGCAGCCUUCCUUUCUUCCACAUCACUGACAAGACAACAACACGUAGCCUCACAAGAACGGAAACAGGGAUGAGUUCACAGAAACAGUUUGAAAACAUCUCAUUCUACAUUAAAAAAAAAAAAAAAAGAAGAAGAAGCCAGGACACAACGCUGACAGAGAAAAGAAGACAAUCACUCUACGCACUGAUUGAAGUGUCGCUGCUGUAGUUUUAAUGAAAAGCCCAAAUCUUUUUCGAGCUCACGAGAGAAACAUACUGAAUGUAAAAGACGAGAUGACAUCCUGUUUCAGUCUCAGCCGUGUCACACUUUAUUUCUCCACUCUGUGAUUUUCUCAGUGAAACCAGAUAAGGUUCAGUAUGAUGUUGAUGUGUUAUUCUGCGGCACUGCUCAUAUUUCUUUAUGUAGUUGUGUCGUGUUGAGACUUGAAGCUCACAGGCAGAGCCUUUUACUGUCUAAACAAAUGGAAGCAGCUAUUUGUGACGUUAACACUGUGUCGUAAAACAGGACUGAACACUAUUCUGAUUAACGUAUGCACAUUCGUCAUAGCGGUAGUCCAGGGAAUUACAAUCGGUGCUUCAUAUCUCAGAAAACACAGUUGAUUUUAACAAUAUUCAACAUUUGAUAAUAGGCAUGUUAAUAGUAUAUUCCAUUUUACACACCAAAUUAGGCCUUUUAAGAUAUAGUUAGAAUUAAGACAUGCAACAUGUCAAUAAUAUUCUGGUUUUAGGAGCUGCUUUUAAACUUGGAUAUCAACUGUUUUAAACUGAUAUCACCACCAGCCUUAUCCAGGUGGUUGAGGGAGUAUUCAGUUUUCAUUAGCCGUGCAAACAGUUUUAAUUUUUGGAACAACUGUAACGAAAAAAACAAAACAAAAAAGAGUAUUUUGUGUACGUGAACCUCGCUGAUGAAUAAUGUUUGAAGUGGAGUUGUUUUGCAUGAGCCUUUACAUGCUUCACCCACUCUAGGAAUUGAACAGACAGCUGUGAAAUUUAACAACUUUGCCGUCAUCACACACAUCACAAGAACAAUCUGAACAAUCCGGUAUGUGAAUGACAAAAAGUUACUCACAAAUCUCACUCUCUCACCUUCACGCAGUAAAAAAAACAAAAAAAAAAACAACAUUACCGACUGAACAUGUCGUCCACUGCUGCCUGCGCGCUGUUUAUACCUUUUCACGUCACUUCCUUUUUUCAAUGACCGUCUCUUCCGUGCUCCGCGCACCGCUCUGUGUUUACAGGACGUGCACUUGGCCGGCCUUCGUUCCUGUGUAAACACCUUUCAGACCAUGUACAUGUUAGCUGCAGAGCCGUUAAGCUGGCUAAAUAUUAUAGCUGGCGUGGAGGGCCUGCCUAAGAGGGAAUGAUCCUCCUCAGUAAAUAUUUGCCUUGUAAAUGGCCUCUUCACUGCUCAGUGAAGGUCGAGAUCGGACCGUUUCAGAGAGGAUUCGGUUUCUUUUCGUGCCAAACGGCUUGAAUUCUCCACGAUCGAGUCCGUUUGUAGCCGUGGUGCUGAGAUGGACACUGGAAAUGACUCAAGGGCAAACAUUCUGUGGUUAUCUUGCUCCGAUCUGUUUGGUGGAGCCUGUAUCUAAGGAUUUGUCCCGUGGAUCAAACACGCAGAUACUUGGAAAUGAUAACUCAUUAAGACUAAUUGGUCUUUGUGCAAACACUAUCACAGUAAACGUUCAGACGUGGUUUGAAAGGUGGCGGGGUAACAUUUUACCACUGAAAUGAGAAGAAUGCAAACAUUUUCAUUUUGAAGGCAGUGACUGACAAAAGCUCUUAAAUCGGUGGAUUAUGGCUCAUGAGAGACAUUUGUAUGAUCAGCGAAGAGAGAAAUGAAUCCAGCAUUGAUCAGCAAGUGGCCUCAUCAUACUGUCUGGUUUCUGGAUGUGUAUUUUUAGAGAGAUGUAUUUAUUCAUAACAGUGUGUACACUGUAGAGCAGAAGAAUUAGAGAGCCGCCCUUUAUGUUAAUGAACGUCUUCAUCACAGGUUCAUCGUGGAAUAAGUUUUAGUCGGACCUUGUCAGAUAUUGUCUUCUCAUCCAGAUACAUGUUUCACUUCACAUGACGCCCUGGAGUUGGCCUGUGCGAGCGUCUCGUUUUGUGCGGAGUAACACUGCCAAAUCACCUCUACGAAAAGUAAACGGAAAGAAGAUAAGAUUAUUUUUGCUCGCCGCUUCAUUUCACAUGGGAUUGAAGUAAAUGUUGAAAGUAUUUAUAAUGGAUCCAUGUGCUAACACAGGUCACCGCUGGGUGUUUAUUUUUUUUUUCUAGCCUGUAUGUGAUGAGAUAUAAAUAUGAUCUACAUGAAAGAUUUUAAUAAUGUUUGUGUUUGAUAAAUUAUUACACUUGUAUGUAAAAAAACAAUGAAUAAAGUGAAAUAUUAAUAGCUUUUA